CUUAAAAUAAUUGUUUCAGUAAUUAAGGAUUUAUUUAUACUGGUAUACAUUUGCUGAAUUCUGCUGUUAAGCUUUAAACUAAAAAAAAUGGUGAAAAGAGUUGUUUUAGGAUCGGUCCGAAAGUUGAAUUUUUAAACAUGUGAGAAAAAAAGAAAAUCUAUAAAUUAGUGAAAUAAAAAUUUGGAAGUAAUAAACUUUUAUAAAGAUAUACAAAAGCAUACAAGAACUGUUACAUGUUAAAAGCUGUGAAACUGCCACAAACUGAAUCGAUUGGAAAUACUUUUGCAAUAAAGAACCUUAUAUGGAACCAUUAAUAUCCUGGUGCUAUGUUUAAUCAGCUAACGAAAAUGUCAAAUCGCACUCAAUCAGGCUUGUAGGAACUUAAGAAUUCAAAAUGAGCGGGAAGCGUUCAGGAAAGAAAGGAAAAUCGCGGGUGAGUUUUGUCGAAGUUGAGAAACCAAAGACAAGACUGGACAUAAUGAAAGCCGAGUUGGACCAAAUGAGGAGACGGGAUGAAGAAAGGGAGCGUAUAUAUGAAGAACAUAGACAGCAGGAAAUCCGUAAAAUGCGGGAGAAGAUGGAAGAAGAGCGUAGAGAGAAAGGCUUGCAGAUAUUACCAGACUCAAGGUUGAGUAAACAAGAAAUCAAAAAGAUGCUGUAUACAGAGGAGAAGGAUCUCAAUAAAGAAGAUCUCAUGAAACAAGCAGCGGAAACUGCUCAAAUGAAGAACGAGAUCAGUAUGAAACACGGAACACACAUGAAAAAGAAGGCCCCGGACUUAAUGAAGCUCGCGGAAGAAUUUGCCACGCCCAAUAAAACGUUAAACACAUUCGGCCUGCCUGACAGGGUAGUACGAGAGUUGACGCUAGAUGAGAUAAUGGAUAUGAAGAAGGUGUUUGACAUGUAUGACGUCGCUGGUGCUGGAUACAUAAGUAAAAAGGCUGUAAGAAAUUUGUCAGCAAUACUUGGACUGAGAGCCAGCAAAGACGCAAUAAAAAACACCUUAGAUUCUUUAAUAAAAGACCCUGCUGGAAAAGUAACGUUUGUAACCUUCCUGGAUUUUAUUAUUAAGAACCAAGAAGGUAGUGAUCCAUUUGAAGAGGCUCAGCAGUGCUUCCGAAUUUUGGACAGGGAAGACAAAGGUUAUUUAACGUUUGAAGACAUUCGAACAGCAGCAGACGAAGUUGAUUGUCAGCUGUCAAACUGUCAGAUACAGGAAAUGCUUGAAGAAGCAGACACAAGUGGGAACGCUGAAAUUGAACUAGGAGAGUUUGUUAUGAUGAUGCUAAGAACUAGUGCAUUUAAAUUCUAGUGUCUUAAUUUCAAUUUUACAUGAACAUUGUAGUAUUUUGAAAAAAAUGUUAAUAUAAUGUUCUCAUUUUAAAUGGUUAAAAAGUUGUA
Molecule: messenger RNA, 1401 nt
Organism: Mercenaria mercenaria
Lineage: Eukaryota; Metazoa; Mollusca; Bivalvia; Venerida; Veneridae
Exons: 6
Coding region: 395-1312 (305 amino acids)
Cellular component (GO): cytoplasm
Molecular function (GO): calcium ion binding
Source: RefSeq, a predicted model, not a curated record